Drosophila kikkawai is the source of this 1614-nucleotide messenger RNA. RefSeq lists its product as uncharacterized. The record is from RefSeq and is a predicted model, not a curated record. Gene Ontology annotation, molecular function: DNA binding. NCBI's taxonomy places the organism in Eukaryota, Metazoa, Arthropoda, Insecta, Diptera, Drosophilidae.
GUUGCCAACUGCAUUGUGGCGAAGUGAAGCGGGCUGAGAACCAAUAUUUAUCCCGAGUUUUUCCUUUUUUUUUUUGUUAAAAGUGGCCCCAACCAGGCAAAACAUUUACAGUUUUCGCUUCGGAGUAACCUCCGGCAGCCAGUCUGCUUGCAGUACAUCUUUGUUUUGCUGCCUGCGCGAAGAUUCCGAGAAGAAAAGAAGCCUUUCCAAAAAGUGCAUUUGUUUACACGCCACGAUUUUCUUGAGUUGAGCCCCCCGCAACAGCCAUAAUGAGAUCGGAUAACUUUCGGUUGAUUGCCGAGGUUGCCAAGCGGCGGCCGCUCUGGGACACCAACAUGGCGAUGGCCUGUCGCAAGGACGAGUUCCUAACGCAGUGGGCCGGUGUGGCGCACCAUAUGCAGUUGGACAUCUUAACCUGCAAGAAGCGGUUUAAAUGCCUGCGGGAUAGUUACCGCGCAGAGGUGCGCAAGAUCCAGCAGAAGCGCAUCACCAUGUCCCACUGGCCGUACUUCCGGGCUCUGGAGUUUCUGCGUCACAUCUUCGAUCCCCAGUGCCUGGUCCCAUUUCCGCCGGAACCCUUUGACGGUGUAGCCGAGCUGGCGGAGAACUACGAGAUCAGCGGGCUGGGAGACUUCUCAAUCGAUGUGGAUGUGGAUCUGGACAACGAUGACUCUGUGGACUUUGAGAUCAUUGGAGAUAUUUUCAAGCGGGAAUCCGCAGAGCGUCAGGAUUCGGGCUCUGAUCUAGGUUCGGCAACCCGGCAGCGAAAAGCAGACAGCUCGACGGCCACAAAAUUGCCCAACUCGGACCCGGAGCUGUCGCCCAGACUGCUCUCGCCGCUAAAUCUACCCCCCAAUCACGCAUUACUGCCAACCCCGCCACCGCCAUCGAAGAGGUGCCGUCGCCGGAAGACCUCGUCCUCAUGCGACGGGCCUACUUCGAGUGGCUACAGCAGCAGCCAUCAGGAUAAAGCCGCUGCAGUCGUGGAUGCCGCCAUGAAGAACGAUUCAGACUACAGCUUUCUGGUCAGUCUCAUGCCACACUUGAAGUCGCUGUCCACCAUGAACAAUCUCCGGUUCCGUGUGGAGGCGAACCGCCUGUUAAUGGACCUCAACAGAGAGGAGCUACAGCGGCAGCCACAGGAGAGAGGACUAGGCGGACUGCCCAAGCUGACGCCUGCACCGGACUCCAGCUUUGCCACGGAGCAGGAUCAACAGCAUCUUUCCAAUUCCAGCUACUACUAUGAGCAUGAGAAACAUAAUGGUGGCGCCGCAUCCCCGUCGUCAUCCGGCUACGUGGACAUCUCAAUGGUCGAGUGCGAUGUUAAGAUAGAGAACGAACCCCUGCUUUGAUCUGAAGCACACCUCUUGUUCUGCUGCAUCCAAAUUUUAAUUAUAGAAUAUUACAUUCUUAUGAAAUAUGUUAAAAGUACCAUUUACAACCACAUUCUUCGAUUUUGUAGCCUUAACCCAACCUCUAUUUUGUCGAACAUUUAUGUUUAAUUCGCAUUAUUCCCUGAAAAGUGAAUGUUUUCAGAUGAUUUAUGUGCCGCAACCAAUUUUAUAUAUAUUAUUUGGGUUCCAUUAUAUGGGUAAAAUAAAGAAAACAAACCAA